ACCUUUCACGUUUGCCGUAAACGAGUUAAAAUUAAUUAAAUUUUCCCGCCACUGAUUUCGGGUCUUUCUUCACUGGUGUCUUCCCAAAGCGCGGGGAAACCCCAAGAAGUGAUACUUCCGCAUAACUUGAAGGCUUUACUUUCGAAACAAGACACUCCUUCGUCUAAAUAAAGGAUUAUGAUAAAUACAAUAAUUUCGCUUUCAUCUUGAAGAGAAUUAAAUUUCAAAACAUCUUUAAACUAUCUUCAAAACGCGUAGAACUCGAAGCGUAAAACAUGGCUAUUAAAUUUGUCUCUCGUCUUACAACCCUGCUCAAAAGUUCCUUCAAGACUUCAGGCUCUACAUUGAAAAAUAUCUUAGUUUUAGUUCUUGUUUUCGGGUUGGAGAGAAUCUUCGAAAAAGAUAUUUUCAAGUGUCCGAGAAGGAAAUACUUCCUCUACGGUUCGCUCUUCCUCUUCUGUCCUGCAGUUUGCCUGUUUAGCUUGACUCUUCUUCUCAACACAAAGUUCUGGGAGGUCUUAACCGGCUGUCAUUUGAAUAGAUUCCGACCUCGUUGGGUAUUACGUCGCGCCUCUAGCAUCACAGUGCAAGCGAUUCUCCCGGCUGGCGUUUGGAUUGUUGUUGCUUUGGUUCAGACAAAUUACUACGUGUGUGCUCGCCUUGGUCCAAAGGAAGCCGCUCUUCGAAACGCUAUAACGAAUGCCAAUGGCACCCUCAGUUCUAAAGAAAUAAAACUUCGAAUUGAAAAUUUAUUUAGCGAGGCUGAAACAGAAUCGCAUAUCAUUGCUUGGAUUUUAUUCGUAUCUAUUAUCACCUUGGCAUUUUUUGCUGUUUGUAUUAGAAGAUGCUGGUUCCGCAGAGCUGAUGGAGAUCUCCUCGAGAUGGAAGAAUACGAUGAAUUAGAAGCAAAGGCGGCUGUUGAAUAUUUGACAGAAAAGAUGAAAGAACUCGCCAAGGAAGAAGGGGAAAAAUACGUAGAAGAUAAAUUGAAAGAGAAAGAAGAGAACGAGGGCGAAAGACGCAAUUGGGUGAGUGGAGUUCGAGACGAAGUUGCAAGAAUGUACCCAAGGAUGACCGGCAACCUUAGCGAACCUUACAAAGCCGCGGCAAAAGAAAAAGAUAUGGAAACGACAAUCAAGUAUGAAGUCGAGACAAAAACUUUACAAGGGAAAAUGAAUGGCAUUAUUGAAAGUGCGUUGUAAAAGAAAUAAGAUAAAGAAGUGAAACUUGUUAAAGCAAGAAUGAACUUAAUUUGAACUUGAUUGAUACCAGUCACUUCCAGUCCAUCACGUCCAAAGUUUACAAAGGCAGUCCAAAUAAAGUAACGAUUGUAGAGAUCAACCGUAUGGGUUUUAUAAAAACUAUGAAAUAAGAAAACAGAUAGCUUAAGUUAUUUUCCUAGCUAUUUUUUAACACAGGAAGACCAACAGAGAUUUUGAGAAAAAAUUCGCGCCAAGUGGUAAAUAUAACUAAUAUAUAGUUAUUCAUGAUAAUUCAGUAUAUGAAAGUUAAAAUAUCGAAUAAUAAUAAAUUAUUUGCCGAGAUAAUGUUGGAAAAACAGACUUGCCAAUAGACAAAUUUA
Molecule: messenger RNA, 1582 nt
Organism: Actinia tenebrosa (Australian red waratah sea anemone)
Lineage: Eukaryota; Metazoa; Cnidaria; Anthozoa; Actiniaria; Actiniidae
Product: calcium homeostasis modulator protein 6
Cellular component (GO): plasma membrane
Molecular function (GO): monoatomic cation channel activity
Source: RefSeq, a predicted model, not a curated record